UUAUAUGUCUACGCGACUAUUCGCGGUUAAUGGACGCCUUGUGUGCAAUGUGCCUUCGCCGAUUUCAAACAAUGUGAAUCCCAUGUGACAUCUGCCGCCUUCUGAACGUGUAUGUUUUCCGUCCGCUAAUCGCGUUUUAAGGCGUCGCAGACGCCUAUUGAGCAAGCUUAUCUACUAUAUAACCAAGAAAGCCUGAGGUGCGCGGCAGAUCGACCACGAUGUUGUCUAACACCGACUUGCUUUCCAACUGCGAACGUGACUUCAUCAAGAUCGCAGUGUCUGAAGACAAGCGGGUUGACCAUCGGACUUCCAAGGAAAGCAGGCACGUGCGAGUAUCCUUUGGCCUCGACAGGGGAUGCUGCGUUGCCUCACUCGGUGAUACCAAAGUCAUGGUGCAGGUGUCCGCCGAAAUCAUAGUUCCAAAACCUGGAAGGCCCACAGAAGGUGAACUGUUUGUCAACCUUGAACUGUCGCCGAUGGCAGCACCACACUUCGAAGCAGGUAGACUUGGGGACUACGGUGUCGAAGUUGCUCGCCUCUUGGAGCGCUGCAUUCGCGACUCCCAGUGCAUUGACCUCGAGUCCCUGUGCGUGGUGUCGGGCGAGAAAGUAUGGGCACUUCGAGUCGAUGCGCAGGUGUUAAACCAUCAGGGCAACAUUGUAGAAUGUGCCGGCAUAGCAACGAUUGGCGCACUCAUGCACUUUCGUAGGCCCGACGUCACCGUCAUUGGGACAGAGGUGACCGUCCACAACCCGAGAGACCGGGAACCGGUUCCCCUGCACCUCCACCACUAUCCUUUCCUUGUGUGCUUUGCCUUCUACGACGAUGGAAAGACUGUACUCACUGACCCCACUGAUCUGGAAGAACGGAUUGCCGAGGGCCUUCUGUCCAUAGCUGCAAAUGCCCACGAAGAGAUUUGCUUGCUGCAUCAGCGAGGUUGCACCGUUCGCAAGGAUUUAGUGUUGCUCUGUUCCCGACUGGCCUCGGUUCGUGCUAAAACGCUUGCCACGAUGAUUAAGGCCGAAAUUGCCAAGGAUGAUGAAGGAAGGAUGAAGAACAGGAGGGUUGGCUUUGCCGCUGCCCUUGAAGUUGAUGAGGAUGAACGCUUGACAACGUUGCUGGAGCCAGAAAAUAUCGAAAUUGACGACGCGGAGUCACAGGAAGCCCCUGCGGAAAAACCCACAUCAGCAGUCGAGAUGCCAAAUGUUGUAUCCAAAGCUAAAGUGUUCUUGGAAGGUAUAGGGACGGCAACGAUCGGAAAAGGUGGUCCCAGCAGCUGGGGUGUACUGGAGCAUUCAGAACAGGCAGCAGCCAAAAAUGCUGGAAAGGGCAGCAGAAGAAAGAGGGAACCUGCACUACAAAUGGCAGAAGAGGACAGCAGCAGUGAAGAGGAAGAACUGGUCGUGCUCCAACCUGAAGAUGCAAAGGCAAAACAAAGUGAUAAUAAUGCUGGGGCUGCUGAAGGUGAUACAGUUCGUGGGUGGUAUCCAAAGACCCCAUUCUGAGCUUCAGCCAUCUGUAUAUGUGUGUGUCAUGCAACAGACAGUGUUCUUAAUGGCAGGGAGAAAGGCAGGGUAGGGUUUUUUAUGGUGUCUAGUUUGUAUGCCUCUUUUAAGGGUAUAUAGUUCUUAUGCAGUUUUCCCUAAUGAAUUGAGUGAUUCGGUUGGAAUUGCCUCAUGAUAAUUCAGUGAAGUGGGGGGGGGGGGGGGGGCCUCUAAAAUAUGAAAUGGUUUAUCCGCUUGACAGAGGUGAUGGUGGUAGAUGUGCUUAGAUUUCACGCUUAGUAUCUAAUCUGUAAAAGCAGUUGGGUAAGUGUAACGUAAUAUUUUGUGCAUUUUGAGAAAAAGUUGCAUUGUUACAUAUGUUUUUGUGUGCCUGGCAUGGGAUGUAUGAUUACAUUCAGCAAGCAAUACACCUGGAAAGCGAGAUGACAAAAAUGUGUCAGAAAUGUGUAUCAAUAGCCAUAUAAAAAUUUGUUCAUCUUUAAGGUACGAUAUGAUUAUUUAAUAAAUGAGCCUCAAUAAUAUACUUCAUAUAAUCUAAGGUAAAAAGUGCUGAAGUAUGGUGAGGCUCAGGAUGAGGAGAUGGCAUAUAACAGUAAUGUCGAUGGCAAUGGCCGUUGGCAACAUAACGAAAUGAAUUCGCGUUCGAGAACUCAUUUUCGAGCAAUUUGCUGCUAUCCUCGAGAGAAAAAAAUUAUGAUAACGUAGCAUACGCUGAUUUAUUAAAAAACUGGUGCAUAUA
Messenger RNA from Rhipicephalus microplus (southern cattle tick), 2244 nucleotides. It is a transcript of the gene Rrp45, whose product is annotated as exosome complex component Rrp45. Gene Ontology annotation, molecular function: mRNA 3'-UTR AU-rich region binding. Gene Ontology annotation, biological process: U4 snRNA 3'-end processing; exonucleolytic trimming to generate mature 3'-end of 5.8S rRNA from tricistronic rRNA transcript (SSU-rRNA, 5.8S rRNA, LSU-rRNA); nuclear-transcribed mRNA catabolic process, deadenylation-dependent decay. The record is from RefSeq and is a predicted model, not a curated record. Gene Ontology annotation, cellular component: nuclear exosome (RNase complex); cytoplasmic exosome (RNase complex). Lineage: Eukaryota; Metazoa; Arthropoda; Arachnida; Ixodida; Ixodidae.